AUGGGUGCUCAACAGACUAAGGAGAGAAUUGUUCCUGUCGGCUCUGCUGCGCGACAGACGCGCAAACAGCCAAGGAACCUUAAGGAGUCCCGUCUUGUUGGCUCUAAUAUAUUUACAGAGCACAGCGAAGCUCUUUUACAAAGCAGACCACUACCUCACAUUCCGGCAUUACCAGAUGGUGAUCCUCCAAAUGGGUCCAGCAUUCAACCAAUUUCACAACAAGUGAAUAUCCAACAACAUACUGGAGUUUCUUCUGCUGGACUUUUGGAGGCUGCAAACAGAUGGACAAGCAAGGAAAACCUAUUGGCACAAGAAGAGGAUGAUCCCCAACUAUUUGUUGCUCUAUAUGAUUUUCAAGCAGGUGGAGAAAAUCAGCUUAGUCUUAAAAAAGGAGAACAAGUUCGUAUUCUAAGUUAUAAUAAGAGUGGAGAGUGGUGUGAAGCUCAUUCAAGUACUGGUCAAGUAGGAUGGGUUCCUUCAAAUUAUGUCACCCCAGUAAAUUCUUUGGAAAAACAUUCUUGGUAUCAUGGAAGAAUAUCUAGGAAUGCUGCAGAAUAUCUUCUAAGUUCUGGUAUAAAUGGUAGCUUUUUGGUUCGUGAAUCAGAAAGCAGCCCAGGUCAACGCAGUAUUUCUCUUCGAUACGAGGGUAGAGUAUACCACUAUAGGAUUAAUGAAGAUAGUGAGGGAAAGAUGUAUGUUACAACUGAAAGCAAAUUUAAUACUCUGGCAGAAUUAGUACAUCACCAUUCAAUGCUAGCUGAUGGUUUAAUCACACAAUUACUUUAUCCUGCACCAAAGCACAAUAAACCUACUGUUUUCCCACUUAGUCCAGAACCUGACGAAUGGGAAAUUAAUAGAACAGAUAUAGUUAUGAGACAUAAAUUAGGUGGUGGGCAAUAUGGAGAUGUCUAUGAAGCUGUAUGGAAGAGGUACAAUAUGACUGUGGCUGUAAAAACAUUAAAGGAGGAUACAAUGGCUCUAAAAGAUUUUCUGGAAGAAGCUGCAAUUAUGAAGGAGAUGAAGCACAGAAAUUUAGUUCAGUUACUGGGUGUAUGUACUCGUGAACCGCCAUUCUACAUCAUUACAGAAUUCAUGAGCAAGGGAAAUCUGUUAGACUAUUUGCGGAACGAGAGCAAACACCAAAUCAAUGCCGUUGUUUUAAUGCAUAUGGCUACACAAAUCGCUAGUGGAAUGAGUUAUUUGGAAAGCAGAAAUUUCAUUCACAGAGAUCUAGCGGCUCGAAACUGCCUAGUGGGAGAAAAUCAUCUGGUGAAGGUUGCAGACUUUGGCUUGGCCCGGUUAAUGAGAGAUGAUACGUACACGGCGCAUGCUGGUGCGAAAUUCCCUAUAAAAUGGACUGCUCCAGAGGGAUUAGCAUAUAAUAAAUUUUCUACGAAGUCUGACGUGUGGGCGUUUGGAAUCUUACUUUGGGAAAUAGCAACCUAUGGAAUGUCUCCUUAUCCUGGCGUUGAUUUGACGGAUGUUUAUCAUAUGUUAGAAAAAGGUUACAGAAUGGAAUGUCCUCCUGGAUGUCCACCGAAAGUAUAUGAAUUGAUGCGUCAAUGUUGGCAGUGGUCUGCUGCUGAUAGACCUACUUUUAAAGAGAUUCAUCACUCUCUUGAAAAUAUGUUUCAAGAAUCUAGUAUUACUGAAGAAGUCGAAAAGCAAUUGCAAGGAGGGGGAGAAAUUCCUUUACUUUCAUACAAAAAAUCUCAAACUGGUAGUACUGGAAAUAUUCAUGGACUUGUUCUAGUCUCUGAACCAUUACCUUCAUCAGAUACUACUAGUUCAGUAACGAAACUGAGUACAUUCACAGGUGGUAUGUCAAGCAAAAAUAAUAGUAGUAUCGUACAAAUGAGACGUUCUACGAAUAAAAAAGGAAAACAAGCUCCAGCUCCUCCAAAAAGAACAAGCUUGCUGUCGUCGUGCAGUUCGUUCCGCGACUCUGCCUAUCAAGAGCAAGAUAUUCAAAAUACUGAAACGAACACCAUGACUCUCGACGAUGCCACGGAUCUAAAUGGUAUUGAUAAGAUUCUCGAAGGUAUUGCGCGAGAUCUCGCGACGAUGGCUCAAGGAACGAUUGCUGCAGGAGGCUGUGAAAUCGAGGAGGAUGGAGAGGGUUCUCAGGGUACGGCGGAACCAAAUUUCAUUUCUCAACCUUCAACAUCUCCGGAACCUAUAUCUGUCUUGACCUGUUCUCAAAAACAAAUUAAACCAAGACCUUAUCCAUCAAAAGAACCAUUACCACAAAAGCUGGUACAAGUAGGUGCAUUAGAAGUACAGAACGUUAAAAGAGCUAUUAAUCGUUAUGGUACAUUGCCAAAAGGUGCUAGGAUUGGCGCAUAUUUAGAAUCUUUGCGUCAGAGUGGUAUGCCAUCGAAUCAAGAAUGUACAACAGUGGCUUCUUCCAUGACACCUGGCACAGUAGAACAACACGAAGCUUCUAUGGACAAUUCUCAACACAGAUCUCUUUCUCCUCGUCAAAGUAAUUUACGAAGUCAGCCUCAAAUGACUCGCAGUAAUUCUUCAAGCGGUGUUGUCAAUACUUAUCAACCUCCAAAUUCUCCUCGUGGUCGAGUAGUAGCUGUAAGGAAGAGUAAUCAGUCUGAUGGUGUUGGUUUAAGAACUUUUCGGGUAUCGAGUAAUUCUAACUUUCGUACUGCGAGCCCAUCGAGAUCCGUUCAACCAUCGUUAGCUGAUUUAGAGUUUCCUCCACCACCCGCAGAUUUACCUCCUCCACCAGAUGAAAUUUUUUCCGGACAAGAACAAGCUGAACUUCCACCUCCUAUUUCUUGUAGCGAAAUUUCUCAAAUGAGAAAUUCUCCAUUAUCCAUAAGAAAAGCAAAGAGUACAGAUUGGCGUGCAAAGGAAGAUGAAAAUGAGCAACAAGAAGAUAGAAACGAUGUUAGUAACGCAGAACCUUCUGUAAAAGAAGCCUGUUCGAGAUUUGGAGUUAACUUGAGACGCAGAGAAACUCAAGAUAACUCAUGUAGAAAUACUGAUAAUAAAAGAGCGGGUUUUAAGUCCAGGAUAGAAACAAUCGAGCCUGCUGCACCACCAGAAGAAGCACCACCACCACCUCCACCACCACCACCACCAGUUGCUACAAACUCACCUCCUGAUAGUUUUGAACGCAAACCUGGAAUGAAAGAGAUGUUGGAAUUGAAACUCAUAAAUGAAAUUAAACAGAGUGCAGAAACAAAGCAUGGUACAACUUCCAAGAAAACUGGAGUAACAAGUAGUACUCCAUCUGCUCUUCUGGAUCCAGCUUCACAGUUACUUUCAGAACUCUGUGCUAGCUUUAACAUGGAUUCUGGACAGAGACAUGCUCAAAACGAGUACGCCGUGUCAACUUUAAAAACCAAUGAAGGAACUCAAGAUCAACAACUGCAGCAUCAAAUUCAUAAUGCUCAUAAAGAUUCAUCCAUAUCUUCUCCCGUAACUGAGUCUAUACUAUCCAGUGGAAGUGUCGGUUUUAAAUUGAAAAGAGUAGACAAGCGAAAUAAUCCGCAAAAGGAAGAGACAUCUGAUGGACAAAUAAUCGAUUUCAAAGCUAGACUUCGAAAAGUUGAGAAUGCAGAAAAAGAAAAAUCCUUAGAAGAGAAAAGUACCAUUACUGAACAAUCUUCAGAAUCAGAAGAACAACAAGAUGAUAAACGCAGAAGUACUGGCAGUAUCAGUAGCUUGAAGAAGCUUUGGGAAAAUAAAGAAUCUUGUGACAGUCAGCCUCAUAGCCCAAAACUUAGUGUUAGGGGAAAUAGUGGUAAACAAGAAACACUUGACCAGACAGAAGAUUCACCUGAAGAUCACAGUGGUGCUUCAACCCGUAGUCAGAGUUCUGGUAGCAAAAGUGAUACUAGACUAUGGCCACCACUUGAACCAGAAAAACCUGUUGUUCCUGCAAAGCCACUAAAACCACUAUGUUCUUCAACUAAACAUUUUGGUUCUUCAAUCUAUGCAACACCAAACUGUACGAAGUCUCAACAUACAGAAGAUGAUCUAAGUAAACAAAACACAGAUUCAAGAACCGCAAAACAGAUUGUAUUGGAGCUUUCUACGUUAAUUGAGAACAGCGUAUUAAAUUUAAAAAGUAGCUCAACGAUAGUUAUGACCAGCUGGCUCCAACUUUCAGACAAGGUAGGGCUGUUACACGGAAUGUGUGCUAAUCUCGCAGAUAGUGGUAUUGCACCGCAUGCGCGGUUUCAGUUUCGCGAACUUCUUGCAAGGUUAGAGCUCCAGGCACGACAGCUUCGUGCAGCUGGCACUCGAAAUGUUGCAGAGAAUACAAGACUUCUCACUGACCUUCAAAACACGAUAAAAGAUGUCGUCAAUACCGUGCAAAGAUAAACUAGAGAAAUUAACAUCGUUUUCUCUGUCUCCACCC
Eufriesea mexicana is the source of this 4384-nucleotide messenger RNA. It is a transcript of the gene Abl, whose product is annotated as tyrosine-protein kinase Abl. Bases 1 to 4347 code for a protein of 1448 amino acids. The transcript has 17 exons. NCBI's taxonomy places the organism in Eukaryota, Metazoa, Arthropoda, Insecta, Hymenoptera, Apidae. Gene Ontology annotation, biological process: protein phosphorylation. The record is from RefSeq and is a predicted model, not a curated record. Gene Ontology annotation, molecular function: protein binding; non-membrane spanning protein tyrosine kinase activity; ATP binding.